Messenger RNA from Procambarus clarkii (red swamp crayfish), 507 nucleotides. The record is from RefSeq and is a predicted model, not a curated record. Lineage: Eukaryota; Metazoa; Arthropoda; Malacostraca; Decapoda; Cambaridae.
AUGAACAGAAACAUUCCGUUGAGAAACGGGGCCCAAUCGCCUGGCCCUGCUCAGGACCCGCGGACCCGCAGACCAACGGACCAACAGACCCGCGAACCCGCAGACCAACGGACGAACAGACCCGCAGACCAACGGACCAACAGACCCGCGGACGCGCAGACCAACGGACCAACAGACCCGCAGACCAACGGACCAACAGACCCGCGGACCAACGGACCCGCGGACCCGCAGACCAACGGACCAACAGACCCGCAGACCAACGGACCAACAGACCCGCAGACCAACGGACCAACAGACCCGCGGACCAACGGACCAACAGACCCGCGGACCCGCAGACCAACGGACCAACAGACCCGCGGACCCGCAGACCAACGGACCAACAGACCCACGAGCGGUGACCACUGUCUGCGUGUGAGGGAGGGCUCGGCGUGUCUGCUGGAGCCCUCCAUCACUGCGCCAGGUGCGGCGGGUGCCCCAUUUGGAGGGCAAGAUGAAGGCUGGUUUUAA